This is a messenger RNA of Gadus macrocephalus (Pacific cod), 1415 nucleotides long. RefSeq names its product myelin and lymphocyte protein-like. The coding region runs from base 237 to 722 and encodes 161 amino acids. The transcript has 4 exons. Gene Ontology annotation, molecular function: structural constituent of myelin sheath. Gene Ontology annotation, biological process: myelination. The record is from RefSeq and is a predicted model, not a curated record. Gene Ontology annotation, cellular component: membrane. Lineage: Eukaryota; Metazoa; Chordata; Actinopteri; Gadiformes; Gadidae.
UCAGUGAGUACUCAGUGAGCGUAUCAUUCAGUCAGAGAAUUCAGUCAUCUGUAGCGAAGGCAUCUACCCUGAGCUCAGAUAGAAGUGUAGCUCUAUAGAACUAGAUCUCAGAUAGAAGUGUAGCUCUAUAGAACUAGACCUCAGAUAGAAGUGCAUCUCUAUAGAACUAGAUCUCAGAUAGAAGUGCAGCUUUAUAGAACUAGACCUCAGAUAGAAGUGCAGCUCUAUAGAACUAGAUGAGCAGAAUGGCGUCGACCUCAGCUGACGUGCUGCCGACUGGCAGCCGGAUCUUCACCUCCAUCCCAGACAUCUUCUUCAUCCCUGAGUUUGUCUUCGGGGGUCUGGUAUGGACGCUGAUCGCCUCCACCCUUGUGGAUCCCGCAAACCCCCUGGGCUGGGUCAUGUUCGUCUCCAUCUUCUGCUUCGUCAUGACAACUCUCUGGUUCUUCAUCUUCGCCUGUGGAGCCAAUCAGGGUGGCAUCUGGCCCUCCUUGGAUGUGGGCUACCACUUUGUUGCCGUGCUGUUGUACCUGAGUGCGUCUGUGGUGCUGGCCUACUACACCGUGUUGAUAGGAACUCUCGCAUCAGCUGUCUCCGUGCUGCCGCCCAGCGCCCUCAAGAUCUACCGCCUGGACAUCGCUGCUGUGGUGAUGUCUUAUCUCACCACACUGCUCUAUUUUCUACAUGCCAUCUUCUCUGCUCUGCGGUGGAAGAGCUCCUGAGGAAUGAAGAUCAACAAAGUUCAGACAGCCCUUGUUAAAAUUAGAAUCAAUUAAUCAGUUGAAGAUGAUAUGGUGAUAUAAUCCUAUUAGAUAUCAGCAUAGCAUACGAUCAGAAUACUAUACUGUAAAAAGUAGAGAACUUCAGCAUCCUAAAUAUUCUGAGCAAAACAUGUUAUAUAAACUAUCUGAACCUCCCUGGAUACCCUGACCCUCUAACCCUAAUCUUCUUUCACUAACCCUCACCCUCUAUCCCUAAUCUUCUAUCACAAACCCUCACCCUCUAACCCUAAACCUCUAUCCCUCACCCUCACCCUCUAUCCCUAACUCCAACUCUCUAACCUCCAGCAGUCUGAACUAUUUUACUUGAUUAAAGUAACGAGGAGACAUUUUACAGUCUCAACAGGUCGUCUUAGUUAGUUAGUUUAGACAGGGCUAGGGUUAGCUUCAGCUAGCCAUUUCAGUGAGUUAGUUUAGACCUGGGCUAGGGUUAGCUUCAGCUUGCCAUUUCAGUGAGUUAGUUUAGACCUGCGCUAGGGUAAGCGUCAGUAGCCAUUUCAGUGAGUUAGUUUAGACCUGGGCUAGGAUUAGUCCAGGUCCCUUUUUUUAUGUUUCCGUUAAUAUUCGCAAAAAAAACUAAAACAUAUACACUUGACAUUUGAAUCUGAGAUGUGUAAUAAAUAUAUUUGAUAUUAA